Messenger RNA from Caenorhabditis auriculariae, 3205 nucleotides. The record is from the annotation of a GenBank genome assembly. Lineage: Eukaryota; Metazoa; Nematoda; Chromadorea; Rhabditida; Rhabditidae.
AUGUCAAAAUAUCGUCUUGAUGUCGUUAAUGAAGUCGUCGUCGAGAAAACUGUCACGACAAAUGUGAAAUUGGACGACAUCACAGUGUUGGCCAUACUGGGUGGUCCAGCCAGUAGUAGUUCCGUCACAAGAAAGGUAAGAUCUUUGCAAAGUUGACUUUAUCCGUGUUCGGAGACUUUUUUUUGGUUCAGGAAAAUAAAUUUUCUAACUCUCACAGAAAGGUAUUUUUUCCGUUUGAGCAAGCUUUUUGGAACCAAUCUUUUUCCGGUUAGCCUUUUUAUCCAAAUAAAAUUUCGUUUUUCAGAAUGUCCUGGAAAAAGUUCGAUUUCCUGAGCUGUGUGCUCUGGUGAGUUUUCGAAAUGUGAUUGUGCAAAAGAUAAUUUUUUCCAGGUUCCAGUUGUUCUUAUUAAAGUCAUGGCAUUGAAAAAAAAUAAAGUGAGUUUUCUGUUUCUUUCUAGUUGCAUUCAGAAUAACUUACCAGGCUUGCUAAACGGUUUUAUUUUGAUCUUACAAACUUGCGAUUUGGAUCUUCGACCUCAAACAAAAAUUUCUAGCGGAAGUUGUUUCUGGUCGGGCGCAAUACUAGAGUACCGCUUGUUAUAGAUAUCUCUUAGACUUUUUUUUCUUUUUUUUUGGCCGUGUCAGUGAGAUGGAUAAAAUCAGACGAUGAAACAGUUUUGAAACCGGGAGUAGUAAAAUAACGAAUUUUUUCAGAAGGGAGUUUUCACAUGCGAAAUUCCAAUAGUCAUUUUUGACUUUGUAAGUUUUUCAAAUCCUUCUCACAAAUUUUUUCAUCUUUCUACAGAUUUCCGACUUUUACUCACACAUUUUCCUCAAAGCCCCGCAAUACCACAAUCUGCAUGAAUCUUUGUUGUGCAAGAGCGCUUUGUCCAACGAAAAGUUGGGCAUAGUUGCAAGGGUAUCAAAGUGAAAACUAUCCUAGUUUUUAUAACUUUUUUCUCCAGUACUGUAUUCGCCACCGUCUCUGGGACUUGGCUUUCUCCCUUUAUGUGGAAGAUCUGAAUCGUGGAUCACCCAAUGAAAUCGUUUGGAGAGAAUGUCAAAAGUUGAAAAGGACUCCGGAAGAUAUUUCUCAUUUCAAGAAGGUAUGGGAAAAGCCUGAUAUUUGUUAUAAAAUUGCUAAUUUUAGGUGCUUGUCCGUUAUCCUGGAAAAAUUUGUUAUAUCCGAAAGUUGUGUUCAGUCUUCAACUUCCCGUUUCGAUACCCGGGUUAAGUAUUUUGUAUAAAGAAUUAUCUAUGCAUUUUUGUUUUGCUUUCAAUAAAUUAUUCAUUUUUUAUUCAUUUUUUAAUUUUUAUCCAUUUGUACCAAAAAGGAAAAAAUUCUUUUUUUUAAUGACUUGGAGGAUGUCAGCGUUUAUUGCUUUUUCGUGAAGCAAGAUUUAUAAUUGAAUUAAUUAGUGGUGACAUCGUCAUCAAAUAAUUAUCGUGAGAAGCAGUAAUAAACAUGUUGAACAAGUAACCCUAAUUCUUUUGCAAAAAAAAGGUUUUUCGAAUAUUUCCUGUCAAGCGGAUGCAAAUUAAGAACAUGUUGAAAAAAUAUUUUCAUCAAAAUUUAUACCUACGCAAUAACGAGGUGAUUCAUUUUUGUCGUCAUUUGGCUGGUUAUAAAUUGUCAUAAAAUGAGCUUGAGUAUUCACUUAUUUUUCUUAGAAAUAUUGAGAAAAAUUUUUGAAUUUUCAAACUCUUUAUAGCUUGAAUAAAUUAAAAAUGCGGUGUUUGAAAUAAUUUCUCGGAAAUUCUAAGAAAAAUGAAGCUGAUUUUUGGUUGAGAAGCUUUAUAAAAAUCCCGAUCUCUAUGCAGGCAAUGAGGAAAUCUCGAAAUAUGACUGUCGGCUAGACACGACGAGUUGUACGAGCGCGGAGGAUUGAACCAAGUGCCCUGCAUUCAAUGCAGAUGACUAUCUUCCGCAUUUCUGGAUUUUUCCUGCUUCAUUUGGACUUCGAGAGCCGUAGGCUUCGAAAAUUGUUUUAUUCGUGAUAUUUUACAAAAUCUUGAUUUCAUGCUCACUGUACUUCUUUGUUAAAAAAACUGUGUCCAGAAAUUCAAACUCCCUCUGAGUUUAUGAAUUAUUUUUGACUUUUGGCACUUCUAAAUGAAUUUUUGAAUAAUGUCUUUAUUUCUUUCCCCGAAUUUGACAUUUCCGCGUUGUUCUUCGCUUGAAAUAAUAAUGAAAAUUUCAAAGGAUUUCCCCCUUUUUUCCUUUUCUCCUUUAUACCUUUUUACCAUGUCCCCCGAAACAUCCGUCGAGAAUGCUAAUUGUUAUAAAAUAUCUUUUUCAAGGUUUUUUUUUCCCAAUGACCUCGCCCAUAACUUCGUUUUCACUACUGCGCUCUUAUUGCCUCGAAUUGUCGAAAAUGCCUUUUUUGAGAUCCGUUCUCCUGUGAAACUGCAAAUUAAGGAUUCAGAGGUCCCAUUUGACAAGAUUCAUGCGACUCAUAUGCGCUGUGGUUGCAGCCAUCGUCCUGGUCAGUUUCAGAGAAGCAUCUAAAAAUUCAAGUUUCUUUUUUCAGCAAUUCUGCAGCGCUGAGUACGACAAUGCAGUUCUUGGAGAACCGACCGUCGAAUGUGCGGAUGAUUAUUUUGAAGUGAGAAGUUUCCUUGCGCUGUGAUGAUGUCAAAAUUGAAUUAUACUUUCGAGCGCUUAAUUUUGAUCAUGCUUUGGGUAAUUUUUGAUAAAAAAAACUGCCCAUCACUUCAAAAAUCACACAGUUUCUAUUGAAAAAAAGACCUCUUGAAAUUUUUUUAACAGGGAUCAAGAAAAAAACUACAAAAAAAGUUUUGAAAAACUCCUUGAAAAUCGAAAAACAUUUUAGAAAAAGCUGAAAAAAACUUGUGUCUUUCUUAAUUGUUUUUUUAUUAACCAAAACAAAAUUUUUUUAAAAAAUUUUUUUUUCCAUGAUAUUUGAAAAAAAUGUUAGUUGCAUUUUUGAAUAAAAAAACCUUUUUGAACUACUGUUUUCCAAAACUGUCGUUCUUUUUCCAAUUUCAGUUCGAAUAUUACAUUUUUAUCAACUUGCAGGUGAAGCUGGAAACUCGGUCCCCGUUUCGAGGAGUGGCCUUCGUUCAGAGCCAUCUGAAGGACCCAAGCUGUCGAAGUCAGCUGGCGACCGAGAAUCCUGACCGCAACGCAAGCCUUCGGCUGACUUUCGACGAUUGCGCCGUCGAGCGUCGUCUAUCGGUAUGA